UUUCGACGUGAAUUAAAAAUCGAGGUGAGUGUUUGUGAUUUCCUCUUGCAAAAUUCUUUUUUUUCUCCCUAAAAUCCUUAAAAUUUCAUCUUAAAUCUUUUGGGGGAAUGUAAAGAAUUUCCCGGAGAGUUGUUUUGUGAUAAAUUUCCAUGGGAAAUGUUUAAAUUGUUUGAGAAAAUUCGACUCUAGAGAAAACUCCCGGACAAGAUGACGAAGGGUAACAAUAUGAUUCCCAAUGCCCACUUCCACAAGUGGUGGCAGCGGCAUAUCCGGACGUGGUUCAACCAGCCGGCCAGGAAGCUCCGUCGUCGUCAUAAUCGCAUCAAGAAGGCCAAGGCAGUUUUCCCCCGGCCAGCUUCUGGUGCCCUUAGGCCCGUUGUACGUUGCCCCUCGGUGCGCUACCACACCAAGGUUCGUGCUGGACGUGGUUUCACGGCUGCUGAGCUCAAGGGAGCUGGACUCACUCCUGGCUUUGCUCGCACCGUUGGCAUCUCCGUGGAUCGUCGACGUCGCAAUAAGAGCGUCGAGCAGCGUCAAAUUAACAUUCAGCGUCUCAAGGAGUACCGCAGCAAAUUGAUCUUGUUCCCCAUCCACGAGAAGAGGAAGCUGCAGAAGGGUGAAGCCACCCCAGAGGCCAGGAAACUCGCUACGCAGGUGAAACGUACCGUGAUGCCAAUCAAGAAUCCCAAACCCGUCGUCACGGUGCGCGCCAUUUCGGCAAAGGAGAACAAAUUCAGUGCCUUCCAGGUGCUGAAGAAGUCUCGUUCCGACGCCAGGCUCGUUGGUAUUCGUGCCAAGAAGGCACGUGAAGCCUCCGAGAAUCCCGAUGACAUCUCCAAGGCACCCUCCGGAAAGGAAGCCAAGAAAUCGAAGAAGUAAAUCCUGUAGAAGCUUGAUUUACAUUGCAAAAAAAUGAAAAAUUUACUGAAAAAAUUAAAAA
This is a messenger RNA of Lutzomyia longipalpis, 940 nucleotides long. It is a transcript of the gene RpL13, whose product is annotated as 60S ribosomal protein L13. The coding region runs from base 208 to 879 and encodes 223 amino acids. The record is from RefSeq and is a predicted model, not a curated record. Gene Ontology annotation, cellular component: ribosome; cytosolic large ribosomal subunit. Gene Ontology annotation, molecular function: structural constituent of ribosome; RNA binding. The transcript has 3 exons. Gene Ontology annotation, biological process: translation. Lineage: Eukaryota; Metazoa; Arthropoda; Insecta; Diptera; Psychodidae.